Molecule: messenger RNA, 1530 nt
Organism: Necator americanus (New World hookworm)
Lineage: Eukaryota; Metazoa; Nematoda; Chromadorea; Rhabditida; Ancylostomatidae
Exons: 15
Coding region: 1-1530 (509 amino acids)
Biological process (GO): glutathione metabolic process; cell redox homeostasis; cellular response to oxidative stress
Cellular component (GO): cytosol; mitochondrion
Molecular function (GO): glutathione-disulfide reductase (NADPH) activity; flavin adenine dinucleotide binding; thioredoxin-disulfide reductase (NADPH) activity
Source: RefSeq, a predicted model, not a curated record
AUGUUGCUUCGGAUCUGUUCAAAAAGAGUGUUAUGUAUCUCGAAACGCACAGCUUUAUCAGUGCUCGAAUACGAUCUAGUCGUCAUUGGAGGUGGAUCCGGUGGUCUGUCGUGUUCGAAAGCUGCCAGCGGGUAUGGUGCACGUGUUGCCUUAGUAGAUGGAGUGAAGCCUAGUCCGCAUGGUUUUUCCUGGGGUAUCGGGGGAACGUGUGCGAACGUUGGAUGUAUCCCAAAGAAACUGAUGCAUCAAGCAGCGAUUGUAGGGAAGGAGAUAUGUCAUGCGACGGACUAUGGAUGGUUGAAUGUUGGAAAAAAAGAGCACUCUUGGGAAACGUUAGUCAAAGUAGUUAUGGAUCGUAUAAAAGCAAACAGCUGGAUUUAUCGGGUACAGUUGAAGGAGAAAGGAGUAAAGCUCUACACAGCGUUUGCAUCUUUUAUUGAUAAUCACACUAUUAAAACAAUUUCCACUGAUAGGAGAAGAAAUGAGAUUGUCUUGAGAGCCCCGAAACUCGUGAUUGCUACAGGACUUCGACCACGUUAUCCUAGUAUACCGGGAGCGGAGCACGGAAUCACUUCUGAUGAUUUGUUUUGGUCACCGAAACCUCCAGGGAAGACUUUGGUGGUUGGUGGCAGUUACGUGGCUCUCGAAAUUGCUGGUCUGUUGGCGGAUCUAGGUCUACCUGUGGAUCUGCUUACCAGGUCACGACCACUGAAGUCAUUCGAUCAGGACUGUGUAAAACUCGUGACGGGGAACCUGAAACGACAUGGCGUCAAUAUUAUCUAUGAGAAAGAAGUGCGAAAGGUCGAGUUGGAUGGUGAAAAAAAGAAGGUAUCGUUCAGAGGGUUGUCUAUCGAUCUUAGCAUUUUUGAAGAGGUCUAUGAGACCGUUAUCUGGGCAGUGGGGCGUAGUCCCCAACAUGGCGACUUGAACUUAGAUGCAGCAGGAGUGCAGACGGACUCUUCUAGCAAUCGGAUUGUCGUUGGAGAAGAUGACAGAACUUCGGCGGGGAAUAUAUACGCGAUCGGCGAUGUAGCAUUAGGACGCCCUGAGCUUACUCCAACGGCGAUUCGCGCUGGUAACUUGUUGGCGAAGCGAUUAUUUGGAGGCGGUAAGGAACUCAUGGAUUACUUCAGAGUUCCUACAACCUUGUUUACUCCACUGGAGUUCGGGACAGUUGGACAUAGUGAAGAACAAGCGUCAGAGCUGUUUGGAGCUGAGAACAUUGAGAUUUACCAUUCCCAUUUCACCCCUUUCGAGUAUGUCAUUCCACAAGAUGAUGACACCGCACAUUGUUAUGCGAAGGUUGUGUGCCUUCGCAAUGAACCAAAAUCAGUGCUCGGGAUGCACAUUGUUGGACCAAAUGCAGCAGAAGUGAUACAAGGAUAUGCAGUCGCUGUUAAAGCCGGGAUCACAUUUGAUCAGCUGACUAGUACGAUUGCAGUACACCCAUGUUCCUCCGAAGAAUUUAUAAAGCUGCAGAUUACUAAGCGAUCUGGGAAGGACCCGAAGGUGCAUGGAUGCUGCGGCUAA